Messenger RNA from Triticum aestivum (bread wheat), 736 nucleotides. Its product is annotated as flowering-promoting factor 1-like protein 5. The record is from RefSeq and is a predicted model, not a curated record. Gene Ontology annotation, biological process: regulation of flower development. The transcript has a single exon. Lineage: Eukaryota; Viridiplantae; Streptophyta; Magnoliopsida; Poales; Poaceae. The coding region runs from base 47 to 358 and encodes 103 amino acids.
GCCGCGUGCGUAGCUAGAGCUAGCCAGAAAGAGCGGUACCGCAUCAAUGGCGGCGGGCGGCGUGUGGGUGUUCCGGAAGGACGGGGUGAUGGAGCUGGAGCGGGAGGUGUCGAGCCGGAAGGCGCUGGUGUACGUGCCGGCGAACGAGACGAUGCGGUCGCUGCGGGCGCUGGAGCGGCGGCUGGGGUUGCUGGGAUGGGAGCGCUACUACGAGGACCGCGCCGUCGUGCAGCUCCACCGCCGCGACGGCAGCCUCGACCUCAUCUCGCUGCCGCGAGACUUUGCGCGGUUCCGCUCCGUCCACAUGUACGACGUCGUCGUCAAGAACCGAGGCCACUUCAAGGUCGUCGACCUCUAAGCGUGCGUCUCACUCUCACCGGCCAGUCAAGCUUGCAAGGUCUGUGUUAAUCCCUGUACGCGUGAUCGAUCGUUAGACAUUUGUGUUUACCUCUAGACAUCUACUACGUACCUACUUUCCCCGGCCAGUCCAGGUUGCAAGAUGCGUCUGUGUGUCGAUUGUUGUACGUGUGAUCGAUCGUUGUGUAACAAAUGUAUGCCUUGUCCUGUAUGACGUUUCCCGUGUUCUCGUACGCCUCUCAGCUAAUCGUGUGGCAUAUGUGUGUGUGUCCCGUUUUUCUCUUUUCGCUGAUGCCACCGAACUAAAGCUUCGAGGAUUGCCAGUGUGAGCUACUCGUAUUGACUCGAACUCGCUAAUAGUAGUACUAAUGUUUUUUUU